This is a messenger RNA of Aricia agestis (brown argus), 2568 nucleotides long. RefSeq names its product transcriptional repressor p66-alpha (gene simj). Lineage: Eukaryota; Metazoa; Arthropoda; Insecta; Lepidoptera; Lycaenidae. Gene Ontology annotation, biological process: negative regulation of transcription by RNA polymerase II. The record is from RefSeq and is a predicted model, not a curated record. Bases 260 to 2275 code for a protein of 671 amino acids. The transcript has 20 exons. Gene Ontology annotation, cellular component: NuRD complex.
AUCCUAAUGAUGGCCAUUGGCCUUUGUCAAAUAUGUCAUCUUGAUAAUGCUCUGUGGUAUUAUUGAAUUUUUGUGGAUUUAUAAGUUUAUACCCAUAAAUAAAGAAGUGCUAAUGAAAUUCAGUGGAUUUCAAAACACAUUUGCGUAAAUACUGUUUAUUUUACGCAAUAAAAACAACAAUAUAACCCAUAAUUAAAUCUUAUUGAUUUUUGGUGAUUGUAUAGUAAUUGCCUAAUUAUUUGUGCAGUAGUACGUUACAAUGGACGUAGACGACUCCGCUGUCGAUCUCAGCGUCAGGUCUCUACCUCCUGAGUUGAGUGAACUACGAGCACUGACAGCGAGUGGACUUACUAUCACCCCUGCUCAGCCCCCGCCUCCUCAGAUUGACAGAGGCUCCAGUGGCAAGAGGGUGCUGCGACCUCGCACAGAUCAACGCACGUAUGCUGAGAGCCCAGACAUAGUUCUGUUGCCUGCUGCCCCACCGCACCGAAAACCUUUGGUGCCUGUCACUGCACCAUUUGCAGAUGUGAGCAGCAAACUAAACUCUGGAUCAGUAAAUGUGUCUAUAACAGCGAGCUCGACUACGGUGCUGCCGCCUGAGUCACCGAGGGAUCCAGCAGAUGAAGAGGAAUCUGAUGAUGAGAAUGAACCUCCAUUGCCUAUUACAGGACACAGGGAGCUGUCGAGCGCUGAGAUAUGGGAGCGCGAGCGGCGGCUGCGCGCGCUGCGGGAGAAGCUGCGCGCGGAGGAGACGCGCUUCGUGCUGCUGCGGAAGUUGAGGCAGUCGCAGCAGGCCGCCACGCUGCCGCCCGCCAAGGAGGGUGCGGCUCUGAACGCAAGCGCGGGCACGGCGCUAGCUGGCAGCGGGUGCGUGGUGCCGCCCGGCGUCACCGUCACACCGGCCCCGCCACCCGCACACCAGCAUCCGAAGCGCAACAACUCAUCGAGCAGCGUGCUAUCGAGCAACUCGUCGAGCCGCCGCUCCGCCAACCUGCCCGGCGGCGCCACCCUGACACCCGGGUAUCGGUCACAGGGGUCGUCUAGCGGCGGUGCGAGCAUCACGCCGUCUGUGACGAUCACGCCGGCCCCUCCGCCCGCGUCCCAGCUGCCAGCACCCAAGGCCAGCUCCCGAAGCUCGGAGGACACCCAGACCCCGGCGCAGCGGCAGGCCGCCGCCAAGCUCGCUUUGCGCAAACAGCUCGAGAAAACUCUCCUACAGAUCCCGCCGCCCAAGCCGCCGCCGCCGGAGAUGAACUUUAUCCCGUCGCCGAGCAACACGGACUUCGUGUACCUCGUCGGCCUCGAGCACGUCGUCGACUACCUCACCAACGAGGAUCGCAUGCCGCGGUCGAGCGUGCCGGCGGUGUGUGCGCAGUGCGGCAGCGACUUCACGCCGGUGUGGCGCUGGGAGCGCGGCAGCGGGCGGCGCGCGGACGCCACGUUCGCGCUCGCGCCCGCCGCCCGACGACUCUGCGAGCUGUGCGUCUCCGGCAACGUCAAGCGUGCGCUCAAGGCUGAGCACACGGCGAGGCUGAAGACGGCGUUCGUGCGCGCGCUGCAGCAGGAGCAGGAGAUAGAGCGCCGCCUCGCCGCGCCCGACUCGCCCGCGCCCGCCCCGCCCCCCGCGCACGCGCCGCACGCGCACGCGCACACGCCGCACACUACGCACACCACACACGCGCCGCACGCGCACCGCAACACAUCCAGCGCACAGAUACCAUCGCGCAAUACCCGCACGCCGGCGCCUGCACCCAUAACGACUACCAAGCAGCCGGCACCUUCCGCCAGCCGUUCUUCGCUGAGCUCUGAGCCGCUGCGCGCGCAUCACUCGGAGCGGCCGCGCGACUCGGGCGAGGCGCCCGCCAAGAAAGGUAAAGGAUCGUCUUCAAGCACUACAAGUCAAGGCAGUAACAGCAAGCAGCAUCAGCUGGCGGCGGCGGCGGCGGCUCAGAUGGCGUUCGAGCAACAAAGCGCCGCGGCCAUGCAGGCGCUGCAACACCAACUGCUAAGAGGCUUGAGCGGCGCGGGCGGCAGCGGCGGCGUGUCGCCGGCUGCGGCGGCAGCGGCCAUGAUGCAGUUCUCGCCGCUCCUCUACACAUACCAGCUCGCCAUGGCUCAGGCCAGCGCGCUAGGUAAGCGCUCCGGUAAGGGCAGCAGCGGUAGCGGCGGCGCGGCGAUGGCGGCGGAGAUGCAGCGGGUGGCGGAGGCCCAGCGACAGUACCUGCUCGACAUGAUACCCGGACAACACUCGCGCAACCCAUGGACUAAGAACUAGGGAUAAGGAUAACCUUACGAGGAAGAUAUUUUUAGACACUCGGUGUUUCGAUUGAAGGAGGAAAUAGGAAUAUUGUAGGUUAGAUAGACUAAGCGACAUUCAUGUAGGUAAGCAGGUAACGAUGUUAGUUUGAUUUAUAUUAUGGGUUUGAUUUGAAUAUUGCUAGUUGUAUUCGUGGAGGCGUUUUAAAGCACAAUUUUAAUAUACGUAAAUGUAGAUGAUAUUAAGUACAUUUUAAGAUAGUUCGUUUUAUAUUUCGAUUUGUAACUUCAAUAAAUAAUGAUUCUGUAAAA